AUGAUUUUAGCGGAAUCAAGCUUCCAUCAUCACUAUGACGGCCGAUUCGCAAACUCAACUCUGCCCGAAGAAAAAGUCAUCCCAUUUUUAUCAAACCUGAUCCAGACCUAUCUGGAGACCAUGAACUCAAUUGGCGCCGAAACAUGGAUUAUGCAUGGAAGCCUCCUCUCAUGGUGGUGGAACCAGAAGAUUUUUCCUUGGGACAACGAUUUAGAUGUUCAGAUCUCGGAGCCGACAAUACACUUCCUGGCUGACUAUUAUAAUUUCACCGACCACCAUUUCGAGAUCCCCGGCGUCGAGGGCGGCCGCACCUACCUUCUCGAGAUCAACCCCAACUAUGUCGUCAAGAGCACCAAGGACAGAUUGAAUGUGAUUGACGGGCGAUGGAUCGAUAAAUCAUCUGGACUUUUCAUCGACAUCACAGCUGUUCGCCCAGAUGACGACAAGCGAAAGCGUGGUUACCCUGAGGCGCUUAUGUGCAAGGAUAGACACCACUAUGAUGAAAGCGAUAUUUUCCCUCUUCGAGACAGCUAUUACGAAGAUGUCCCCGUUAAAAUUCCCUACGCUUAUGCCGCACUGCUCGCCGAAGAAUAUGGAGCCGCUUCGAUGACCAAGACCGAUUUUCAAGGCCACCAUUUCAGCGACGAAAGCAAGAUUUGGGAAAAGUACUCGCGUAAAAUGAAGCGUUUCCUUCGGCGAGCCUGGCGCGGUGAUGAUCUACCCAAGCGGUCUGGUACCGAAACUCUUAUCCGCAUGGAUGAUGUAUAA
This is a messenger RNA of Penicillium pulvis, 768 nucleotides long. RefSeq lists its product as uncharacterized. The record is from RefSeq and is a predicted model, not a curated record. The transcript has 4 exons. Lineage: Eukaryota; Fungi; Ascomycota; Eurotiomycetes; Eurotiales; Aspergillaceae. Bases 1 to 768 code for a protein of 255 amino acids.